This is a messenger RNA of Lathyrus sativus (Indian pea), 1689 nucleotides long. The record is from the annotation of a GenBank genome assembly. NCBI's taxonomy places the organism in Eukaryota, Viridiplantae, Streptophyta, Magnoliopsida, Fabales, Fabaceae.
AUGCUGGUACUAUUUGAAACGCCGGCGGGUUUCGCUCUUUUCAAAGUUCUCAAUGAAGGAAAGCUUUCUGAAGUUCAGGAUUUAUCUCUGGAUUUUUCCACUGCUGAUGCUGCAAGAAAGGUGGUCAAGUUGAAAGCGUUUUCUAAGUUUGAGAAUACAGCAGAAGCUCUAGAAGCAGCUAGUUGUUUGAUUGAUGGAAAAACUAGCAAGGGUCUACGCAAGUUCCUGCGUGCUCAUUGUGAUAAUGAGAUAUUAGCUGUAGCUGAUUCAAAGCUGGGGAAUAUCAUUAAGGAAAAAUUGAAAAUCGACUGUGUUCACAACAAUGCUGUUAUGGAGCUAAUGCGAGGUGUUCGAUAUCAGUUGACAGAACUCAUAUCAGGUCUUGCUGUUCAAGACAUGGCUCCGAUGAGCUUGGGUUUGUCGCAUAGUCUAUCAAGAUACAAACUGAAGUUUAGUGCAGACAAGGUGGACACCAUGAUCGUCCAGGCUAUUGGUUUACUUGAUGAUCUUGAUAAAGAGUUGAAUACAUAUGCCAUGAGGGUUCGGGAAUGGUAUGGUUGGCAUUUUCCAGAACUUACCAAAAUCAUUCAGGAUAACAUCCAAUAUGCAAGGUCUGUCAAGCUGAUGGGUGAUCGCAUUAAUGCUGCAAAGCUUGAUUUCUCUGAGAUUUUGACAGAGGAAGUUGAGGCAGAAGUGAAAGAAGCAGCUGUGAUAUCUAUGGGAACUGAAAUCGGUGAACUAGAUUUGUCAAAUAUUAGAGAGCUAUGUGAUCAGGUUCUGUCUCUUUCGGAAUACAGAGCUCAGCUCUAUGAUUAUCUAAAGAGUAGGAUGAGCACCAUUGCACCCAAUUUGACUGCUAUGGUUGGGGAGCUUGUUGGUGCUCGCCUCAUUGCUCAUGGGGGUAGCUUAAUUAAUCUUGCAAAGCAGCCUGGUAGUACCGUACAGAUUCUUGGUGCUGAGAAGGCUCUCUUUAGGGCACUGAAGACUAAACACGCUACUCCCAAAUACGGUCUUAUAUACCAUGCAUCCUUAAUUGGUCAAGCAGCUCCAAAGUUCAAGGGGAAGAUUUCUCGGUCACUUGCUGCAAAGACGGCAUUGGCUAUCAGGUAUGAUGCACUUGGAGAUGGCGAAGACAGCACCAUGGGAUUGGAGAACAGAGCCAAGCUGGAAGCACGAUUGAGGAACCUCGAAGGCAAAGAAUUAGGUCGAUUUGGAGGUUCUGCUAAAGGGAAGCCCAAGAUAGAGGCCUAUGAUAAGGAUAAAAAGAAAGGAGCUGGAGGACUGAUAACUCCCGCCAAGACAUAUAAUACUGCAGCUGAUUCUGUUUUCGAUCAAAAGUCUAAUUCUGCAAUGGAUGAAGACACACCAGAACCUACCACAGCUGAGAAAAAGAAAGAAAAGAAGGGGAAGAAAGAAAAGAAGAAUAAGAAAGAAAAGAAGAAAAAGGAAGAAGUUGAUGCAACUUCGCCAGCUGAUGUAGAUGGUGGUGAGGAGCCAGAACAUGAAGUUGUGAAGAAAGAGAAGAAGAAGAAAAGGAAGGAAUCCACUGAGAACAUUGAGACGCAGAAUGGAGACACAAAUUUGAAUGAAGGAGAAAAGAAGAAAAAGAGGAAAAAACACGCAGAGCAGGAAGAUUCGGCUGAUGUACCAAGUAAGAAGAACAAAAAAAAGAAGAAAAAUGACGACUAG